Molecule: messenger RNA, 1997 nt
Organism: Cylas formicarius (sweet potato weevil)
Lineage: Eukaryota; Metazoa; Arthropoda; Insecta; Coleoptera; Brentidae
Exons: 4
Coding region: 176-1798 (540 amino acids)
Biological process (GO): multicellular organism development; proteasome-mediated ubiquitin-dependent protein catabolic process
Cellular component (GO): cytoplasm
Molecular function (GO): ubiquitin protein ligase activity; ubiquitin conjugating enzyme binding; zinc ion binding
Source: RefSeq, a predicted model, not a curated record
UUGUCAAAACAAAAUCACAGAAUACCAAGGUUAACAAAAUGGUAGAUGCACGGACAUUACCAAUUGGCUUAUCUGACAAAAACUAGAUAUCCAAAUCAUAGAAAAAAUAAAAAAAAGGACAGAAAUUUAUGUUUAUGGGUUGAUUGGAAACAACGUUGGAAAUUUUUUCAUUAAAAUGUCUGAAGAAAGAACUGAAUCAACAAUGCUGGCUAAGAUGGAGGAGUUUACCAUAAUAGAUAAAACAAUGUUUGCUAAACAACUGGUAUGCAAUAUCUGUACCAAACCUUUGAACAUACCACCCAUCAUCUACAAUGAAAAUUUGGGAAGUAUUUGUGGCAGAUGCGGCCCUCAUACUUCGUUGAGUGGAUUGGGGGCUGUUUUACGACAAAAAAUUUAUGAAGAGCUUUUAAAGAACCUUACCUUCCCAUGCGUUAACAAAAGUUAUGGUUGUUCUAGCAUUUUAAAGUGGAACCAAGUAGAGCAACAUGAGAAAACCUGUUCAUAUCGUUGUGCCAAUUGUCCCCUGUCUUAUAAACAAUUCUUUCCUGAUAAAACUUGCACCUGGGUUGGCAAUCUGAAAUUGCUUCAAGAUCAUUUCAAACUACAUCAGGAACUUUAUCUUGACCCUCCUCAUUUUGAUUGGCCAGUUGAUCCGAAAAACGAGGUUUUUCUUACAAAUGCAAGUAAUCAUACCAUUAUUGUCGUACUUAAACAUGAGAAAGAUUUCAAAUAUCAUUGUGUGUUAAUGGUAAAUGGGACAGAUUUAGAAAGUCAGUGCUUUAAGUAUCAGCUGGAACUGUUCAACGAAGACAAGAGCAAUUCUUUGGUACUAAGACGCAAUAGAUUAGAACCAUUGAGUGAUUUCAUGGAUCAUUUUCAUAAUCCAGAUAAAUCUCUGGAGGUUGAUUUAAAGAUUGUUCGUGAGAUGCUUCAAGAAUCAGGGAAAAUUUACGCCAAAUUUGGAAUUGUCAAAAAAAAUAAAAAAGACAUUACUCAAAUAAUGGGAUCCAACCAUUGUGAAAUUUUGUCCGCUGUGAACAAAGUAAGCAAAGAUAAAUUAGGCCCUGCUGAUGAGGAAAUGCUGAGUGAAUUAGAAUGCCCUGUAUGCAAUGAAUAUAUGGUGCCACCAAUAUUUAUUUGCCCAACGGGGCACAGUGUGUGCAGUGACUGCAAAGUCAAGGUUGGUAAAUGUCCUAGUUGCAGAUGUGAUUAUGCCGAGGGACGUAAUUUCACUCUUGAGAAAUUAACUACUCUUGUUAAAUAUCCAUGUCGCAAUAGGGAUAUUGGCUGUGGUUUCAUAUCAACCUCGGAUAAAAUUAAAUUGCAUCAAAAUUGCUGUGAACUUUCUGAAAGUCCAUGCCUUUUAAGGUGCGGCUGGAAAGGACUUGGGCCAGGCAUGUACAACCACUUUCUUGAAAAACAUCCAUCAAGGCUUCUCGAACAUAACCAUCCCAUUUUAAAAGAAUUUAAAUCUGACAAAAGUAUUAAUCUUGAUUUUUUGUAUGUAAUGGGUGAAAUAUUUUGUGUUGCUUUUGCUAAUUGUAGUAGAUUUACUAUUAAAUUCAGUGUGGCGCAAGCCUUUCCAGUGGAAGCGGAACCACAAUAUAAGUACACAGUUGAGUUUUUUAGCUCUAAUAACAAUCUAGGGCCUAGUUUCAGUGUAUGCAAUACUUGCCAACAUUGGACAGAUGUGCACAAUGCACUGGAUAAUAGCAUUAUCAUACCAGGUGAAUUAUUAAGGAGGGUAGUGUUUGAAAAUAAUUGUUAUUAUAUUAAGGUUACAAUUACCAAAUUAUAAAUAAGCUUUUGAUACUUUUGCAUUUUAUUCCCAAGAAAACAAAUAAAAACUUGAAGGCCUGGAGUUUAUAUUCCAUGAAUAAAUUAUGUGAAACUAUCCUUGUGAAAUAGAAAAAUGAGAAACCUGACUGAUUUUCGUAUAUUCAGUCAAUGAAUAAUUGAAGAAAGAUAAAUAACACACUUUGGCGAACUGCCGCAGU